Molecule: messenger RNA, 1072 nt
Organism: Scaptodrosophila lebanonensis
Lineage: Eukaryota; Metazoa; Arthropoda; Insecta; Diptera; Drosophilidae
Product: protein ABHD11
Exons: 1
Coding region: 60-971 (303 amino acids)
Cellular component (GO): mitochondrion
Source: RefSeq, a predicted model, not a curated record
UCAGUUUGUUAACUUAAAUUAUUAGUGUUUAAUAUAAGCAAAAAACAAGCAGGGAUUCCAUGUCAUUGGUGCUUUUGCGCAAUCUCACGGUCUUGCCCAGGGCACAAUGGCGGCGCAACUAUUCCAGCAAUCAGCAGCUGCAGCCCGUUAAGAUGGACUAUGCCGUGUACCAGAUGCCUCAUAGUCUGCUUAAGGAGCCACCCAUUGUGGUGAUGCACGGCCUGAACUUGUCCCGUGCCCACUGGCGUCGAGUUGCUCGACAUCUGGCAAAGCGGGGCUCCCGACGAGUCCUCGCCGUUGAUGCACGCAAUCAUGGCCUGAGUCCGCAUAAUCCCAGUCACACGCCCGCCCAUAUGGUCGCCGAUGUCCUGGCCUUUAUGAAGCAGCAGCAACUGGGCCGCAUCGUGGCCUUGGGCCACAGCAUGGGGGGACGAACGAUGAUGACGCUGGCUCUGCAACAGCCCAAGAGGGUGGAGCGCGCCAUCUUUGUGGAUAUCACACCUGUGGGCAUUCCCAAGGACUUGUUUCUGACACCGGCGCUCUUUGAAUUAAUGCAGCGCCUGGCACCAACAAUUCCAACUGAGCUCUCGUUGUCCGAAGGCAGGAAGUUCGUACUGCCCCAUUUCAGCAGUCUGGUGAAGAGAGAUGUGGAUCUGCAGCUAAUUAUUAUGAAUCUUCGCAAGCUGCCGAGUGGGGAGUUCGCCUGGGCUGUGAAUCCAGAGGCCAUCAUUAAAGGUUGGAGCAGCACUGUUUCGCAUUACGAGAAAACUGUGAAAGGCCUAAAGCCCUAUGUAGGUCCAGUUAUGCUCAUUGCGGGCAAACAAUCGAAAUUCGUAACGUCCUCGUCUCUGAAGAAAAUGAAGCAAUAUUUCCCAAAGACGAAAGUUGUGUAUUUGGAUGCGGGCCAUCGAGUACAUCAGGAUCAGCCGAAUAAGUUUGUUGAUUUGGUUGUGAAUUUCACCAGAGGGUAAUGAAUGUUUUCAUUGUAAUUAUAUGUGUCCUAAAUUUUAUGUUCAAAAUUGCCAAAAUGUGUUCAAUUAAUAAUAAAUAAAUGUGAUAUAUUGUGAACAAA